This is a messenger RNA of Mytilus trossulus (common blue mussel), 1321 nucleotides long. RefSeq names its product NKAP-like protein. Lineage: Eukaryota; Metazoa; Mollusca; Bivalvia; Mytilida; Mytilidae. The transcript is spliced from 9 exons. The coding region runs from base 160 to 1266 and encodes 368 amino acids. Gene Ontology annotation, molecular function: chromatin binding. Gene Ontology annotation, cellular component: nucleus. The record is from RefSeq and is a predicted model, not a curated record. Gene Ontology annotation, biological process: regulation of gene expression.
CAAAUUUAUUUCAAACUUUAUUUUCAUAUCCAAACCUUUUUAAGACACUGAUCGUCGACGUCGCACAGACGUUUUAGAAGAAAAUGUAAACAACAUGCAGUUUGGAACAUCGAAAACGAAAGACUAAAGUGAUUUUCAGGUCUGAAUGCAAGUACAGUUAUGGUUCAUAGUAGAUCCUCCAGUCCAGACAAUGAUAAAAGAUAUGGAAGACAUUCCCAUCAUGAAAGGGGCAGCAAAUACUCUCAAAGGGACGAGGAACGGAAUUAUAAUCGCAAGAAAUCCAGGUCUAGAUCACCUCUGAGACAGUAUGCUAGAUCUAAAAGCCCAUCUCCAAAACAUCACAUGUCAAAAUAUGGAUCACAUGAACAUUCAAGGGAGAACAUGUCAAAAUAUGGAUCACAUGAUCAUUCAAGAGAGAAUAUUUCAAAGUAUGGAUCACAUGAUAACAAAAGAGAGAAUGGUACAUCAUAUCACCACAAUAACAAAAGUUACAAUCAGCAUGGACACAGUAGUAAUCAACUUCCUGAUUUCUAUGACAGGAGAAGAUAUGAAAGAGAGAAGAUUGGAGCUGGAGGUGCUCCUGAAUGUUGGGGACACUCACCAGAACAUGCAUUACAUUCUGAAUCAGAGUCUUCAGGUGAUGGAGAAGGAUCAUCUGGAUCAGAGUCAUCAUCUUCAGGAGAUAAUAGAAAGAAACACAAAAAGUCAAAGAAAAAGAAAAGUAAACACAAAAAGCAUAAGAAAAAGAGUUCAAGGUCAAAGAAAUCUAAGAAGAAAAGUAAAAAGAAGAAAAAGAAAAAGGAUUUAACUGACAGUUCUGAAUCCGAGAGUAGUGGAGAGGAAGAAGAAGAUGGACAGGUCUUGUGGGUAGAAAAAUCUGAUGUUAAUGAUGAGGAUUCAAUAGGCCCCCAACCACAGACAGACAAAGGAGGACUACAAACUAAAGUAGAUUAUGGUAAAGCUUUGUUACCUGGAGAGGGAGCUGCAAUGGCCGCCUACAUAGCAGAAGGAAAGAGGAUUCCAAGGAGAGGAGAAAUUGGUCUUACCAGUGAUGAAAUUAAAAUAUUUGAAGAAACUGGAUAUGUGAUGAGUGGAAGCAGACAUCGGAGAAUGGAAGCUGUACGUUUACGUAAAGAAAACCAGAUUUACAGUGCUGAUGAGAAGAGAGCUUUAGCUACAUUUAAUCAUGAAGAAAGGUCAAAGAGAGAGAUAAAGAUUCUAUCCCAGUUUAAAGAAAUGGUUCAUAAAAGGACAAAGAAAGACUAAUGCAAAUAUUGAUGAUAUUGUACAUAGAUGACAUUAAAUUAAAUACAACUUUUAA